Nanorana parkeri is the source of this 1281-nucleotide messenger RNA. It is a transcript of the gene OXTR, whose product is annotated as oxytocin receptor. Gene Ontology annotation, molecular function: peptide binding; vasopressin receptor activity; oxytocin receptor activity. Bases 67 to 1221 code for a protein of 384 amino acids. The transcript has 2 exons. Gene Ontology annotation, cellular component: membrane. Lineage: Eukaryota; Metazoa; Chordata; Amphibia; Anura; Dicroglossidae. The record is from RefSeq and is a predicted model, not a curated record. Gene Ontology annotation, biological process: regulation of systemic arterial blood pressure by vasopressin; maternal process involved in parturition; G protein-coupled receptor signaling pathway.
GGGUGUCCUAUGGGCACACACAGUGAGAUGGCAUAACUUGCUGCUGAAGACACCAACGGCUGGAUCAUGGAGGGAUUGGGCAGUAAUUGUGUGAACAACUCUUGGGGGAACUCCAGCCUGGACAGCAGGAACCAAAGUGGGAACAUCACCAGGGACCCUCUGAAAAGGAAUGAGGAGGUGGCAAAGGUGGAGGUGGCUGUACUGGCCGUCAUCUUGUUCUUGGCCCUGGCUGGGAACAUUUGUGUCCUGAUAGCCAUUCACAUCAACAGGCACAAGCAUUCCCGCAUGUACUUCUUCAUGAAACACCUGAGCAUUGCAGAUCUGGUGGUGGCCCUCUUCCAGGUUCUCCCCCAGCUCAUCUGGGAUAUCACCUUCAGGUUCUAUGCCCCAGACAUCAUGUGCAGGCUGGUCAAAUAUCUUCAGGUGGUGGGAAUGUUUGCUUCCACCUACAUGCUCCUGCUGAUGUCCCUGGACAGGUGUCUGGCCAUCUGUCAGCCCCUGAGAUCCUUACACAGAAGGUCGGACUGUGUCUAUGUCCUGAUCACCUGGAUCAUCAGCUUCCUCUUUAGUGUCCCUCAGAUCCUCAUCUUCUCCCUCGUGGAGGUGGGCAAUGGGGUGCAUGACUGCUCGGCUGACUUCAUCCAACCCUGGGGGCCCAAGGCUUAUAUCACCUGGAUUACUUUGUCUGUCUACAUCAUCCCAGUCCUGAUCCUCAGCAUCUGCUAUGGGCUCAUCAGCUACAUGAUUUGGCAGAACAUUCGCCUGAAGACAGUCUGUGAGAGUAACCUGAGGCUGAGCAGCAGCAGAAGAGCCACCUUGUCCCGGGUCAGCAGCGUCCGACUCAUCUCCAAGGCCAAAAUCCGCACAGUAAAAAUGACUUUCAUCAUAGUGUUGGCUUAUAUCCUAUGCUGGACCCCUUUCUUCUAUGUCCAGAUGUGGUCGGUCUGGGACCCUGAAGCACCGAAAGAAGCCUCCUUGUUCAUCAUCGCCAUGCUCCUGGGGAGCCUGAACAGCUGCUGCAACCCCUGGAUCUACAUGCUCUUCACCGGACACCUUUUCCACGACCUCCUGCAACGUUUCCUCUGCUGCUCAGCGCGAUACCUGAAGUCCAAGCAGCAGGCCAGCGACCUGAGCGCCAGCCGGAAGAGCACCUCCUCAACCUUCGUCUUGAGUCGGAAGAGUUCCAGCCAGAAGAGCAUCACCCAGCCGUCAACAGCGUGACGCCCGGUGGUUCUUUUCAGGAGGGCCGAUGGGCCAGACAUGAGGGUGAACACAAAAGCU